AUGUUUUCUCUGCCAGUGGUCAUGUCCGGGGCGUGGUUUUUCUGGUCAAUGGCGGCGCUGAUCUUUACCUGGUUCUGUAUGCUGCAUUCCGGCUUGAUGAUUCUGGAAGCUAACCUGAAUUACAGAAUCGGUUCGAGUUUUGACACCAUCACCAAAGAUUUGCUGGGCAAAGGCUGGAACGUGGUCAACGGCAUUUCCAUUGCCUUUGUGCUCUAUAUCCUGACCUAUGCCUAUAUUUCUGCCAGUGGUUCGAUUCUGCAUCACACCUUCGCAGAGAUGUCACUAAACGUCCCGGCACGGGCGGCGGGUUUUGGUUUUGCAUUGCUGGUAGCGUUUGUGGUGUGGUUGAGCACUAAAGCCGUCAGUCGCAUGACAGCGAUUGUGCUGGGGGCGAAAGUCAUUACCUUCUUCCUCACCUUUGGUAGCCUGCUGGGGCAUGUGCAGCCUGCGACAUUGUUCAACGUCGCCGAAAGCAAUGCGUCUUAUGCACCGUAUCUGUUGAUGACCCUGCCGUUCUGUCUGGCAUCGUUUGGUUAUCACGGUAACGUGCCAAGCCUGAUGAAGUAUUACGGCAAAGAUCCGAAAACCAUCGUGAAAUGUCUGGUGUACGGUACGCUGAUGGCGCUGGCGCUGUAUACCAUCUGGUUGCUGGCGACGAUGGGUAACAUCCCGCGUCCGGAGUUUAUCGGUAUUGCAGAGAAGGGCGGUAAUAUUGAUGUGCUGGUACAGGCGUUAAGCGGCGUACUGAACAGCCGUAGUCUGGAUCUGCUGCUGGUCGUGUUCUCAAACUUUGCGGUAGCGAGUUCGUUCCUCGGCGUAACGCUGGGUUUGUUUGACUAUCUGGCAGAUCUGUUUGGUUUCGACGACUCGGCUGUGGGCCGCUUGAAAACGGCAUUGCUGACCUUUGCCCCGCCAGUUGUGGGGGGGCUGUUGUUCCCGAACGGAUUCCUGUACGCCAUUGGUUAUGCUGGUUUAGCGGCUACCAUCUGGGCGGCAAUUGUUCCGGCGCUGUUAGCCCGUGCAUC
Messenger RNA from Entamoeba dispar SAW760, 1025 nucleotides. Its product is annotated as tryptophan-specific transport protein, putative. The annotation marks the transcript as partial. Gene Ontology annotation, biological process: aromatic amino acid transport; amino acid transmembrane transport. The record is from RefSeq and is a predicted model, not a curated record. Gene Ontology annotation, cellular component: plasma membrane. Gene Ontology annotation, molecular function: aromatic amino acid transmembrane transporter activity. Lineage: Eukaryota; Evosea; Mastigamoebida; Endamoebidae. The transcript has a single exon.